Messenger RNA from Drosophila hydei, 4043 nucleotides. RefSeq lists its product as uncharacterized. Gene Ontology annotation, cellular component: endosome; trans-Golgi network. Gene Ontology annotation, biological process: phospholipid translocation; retrograde transport, endosome to Golgi. Lineage: Eukaryota; Metazoa; Arthropoda; Insecta; Diptera; Drosophilidae. The record is from RefSeq and is a predicted model, not a curated record. The transcript has 7 exons.
UGCAAACAAAAACAACAGUGGGCGUACAACAACAACGACGCCUACGCUGACGUCGCUGCUACCGCAUGAUAAUGCAAAAGACAACAACAAGAAAAGAAACAACAAAAACAACAACUUCCAGCACGCUGGCAUUGCAACUAGUCAACAUUUUUGCCUAAGGACACAGCGAGAAUCCAGCAACAGCAAACAUAUCCGUCAAUUUAAGUAGAGAUUAUAAGGUUCGAUAACAUAAUUCGAUAACACACUCACACACGCACACAUACAACAUGGAUUGGAUCAUCAGCGAUGAACUAGGUCUGACAGUCGGUCACGUCGUCGGCUGGGCGGCCGCCUCAGCUAUGGUCAUCGGCGGCGUAAUACCCUAUGUACCGCAAUAUAUUGAAAUCAAGAAGACGCAGGACGCCGAUGGCUUCUCACUCUACGUAUGUCUGGCCCUGCUGGUAGCAAAUUCAUUAAGAAUACUUUUCUGGUUCUCCAGUCGCUAUGAGCUUCCAUUGCUGGUGCAGAGUGUCGUCAUGAAUGUGACCAUGUUCCUAAUGAUACACCUUUGCGUGAAGGUGAAGCGCAUGAAUGCCAAUACGCGGGGCGAGCACACGCUGCGUGGCGACGAGCUGCACUUGCCAAAAGUGCUGACGGACACGGACACCGGCGUCUCCGUAUCCACGGAUGUGGGCGUGCUGAAGCGUGCACGUUCCAGGCAUUAUCUGAAUGAUCUGGACUUCAAAUACUUUUGGAACUGGACAGAUUUUCAAUCGUAUUUGGACAUGAUGCUCGUCGUCUGGGCCGUUGGCGCUGCGAUCACAUAUCUAAUGCUCUCCGUUCAUUGGUUCAUGGAGUCCAUGGGCUUUGUGGCCGUCUUCACAGAGGCCAUGUUGGGUGCGCCGCAAUUUCUGCGCAACUUUAAGAAUAAGUCAACCUACGGUAUGAGCAUUCACAUGGUGAUUAUGUGGACGCUCGGUGAUAUGUUCAAGACUGGUUACUUUAUCGCAAGGAACGCGCCAUCGCAGUUCUGGAUUUGUGGCACGCUGCAGGUCAGCCUGGACAUUGCCAUCUUGCUGCAGGUGUGGAUCUAUCGAAACAAUACGAAGCCGCGCGACUUGAGGCGCGGCGAUUAGCAGUUUGCCCCCGAAGAACAACUACAACAGCAACAGCAGCAACAGCAACAGGAACAACAGCUUCAUCAAGGACAACAACACGAUCUGUGCGUAUCGCAUUCCGAGGAGCGGCAACUGUCGCUGCCCAUCACACUCAGCAGCAGCGGCGACGAUCAUCUGCUGACAGCACGCGCAGACGACGAACACUUCAAGGCUCUGGACUUUGGCCAGUGCCACGACAAUCGCGCCUUUCAGUACCACAAUAACAACAAGCUGCUGCCACGGCCCGGCGGCAGCGGCAAGAGCCAGAGCAAGCACGACAACGGCAGCAACGCAACCACAGCGAACGCCGUGGCCGUUGCCCUCGAUGCCCUCGAAGUGGUCAUCGUGCAUACGCCCAAUGCACGGCUGAGCAAUGGGCCGGCAAAGACGCGCCUCUUUGGCGGCCACGAGCACAUUCAUGGCCGAGGCAGUUGCUGUCAGCGGCGCAAGCGACACAAUGCCACACAGACGUCGGCGGAGCGCUGCUGCUGUGCAGCAGCUGCCUGUCAUUGCCAUGUGACCACCACGCACCAUCAUCAUUGCCAUCACCACUGCCAUCAUCAUCAUUAUGGCACUGGGAAGCGCCGCCAGCGACCGCAACGGCCGCACCAGCAGGAGCUGCAGUCACAGCACUCGAAGCAGUCCAAGUUGCAUUCCGCGCACAGUCCGCUUCCAGCCAGCAAGAGCCAGCACCACAACCACAACAAGUCUUCCCCGGACUCGAGCGAGGAUGCGCAUCGGCCGCAGCUGCACUCGGCGGCGAUUGCCAUUGAGAUUGAUGCGGCCACCGUCACGGAGAACAACAGCAGCACGGCUACUUCCAAUUUUCCGUACAAGGUGGCCAGCGAAGGUGGUGGCGCGCCCAUGAAUCUGCUGCCGCUCUCCGAGAAGCAUCGCCAGCGGCGACGCGGCUCACUUAACUCCAAUACCACCAUUGAGACAGAUGAGCUGUCGCGCGAUGACGACGACGACGACGACGACGAUGAUGAUGAUGAUGAUGAUGAUGAUGUGCACAUGGGCGUGCAGCCCGAGGAUGAGGAGCAUCUGACGCCGUCAACGGCCAUACAGCCAAGCAGCAGCUCGAGCAGCACAGCACACGCCUUUGCCGGAGCUGCACCGCCGCGGAACGAGUGCGUCAGGAUCAAGCGCAAGCGGUUUGUGCCCGAUGCCAUGCAGGAUUAUUGCAGCAGCUGUUCCCGCUGCUCGAGCUGCAGCUGCGAGCAGGCGCGCACCAGCUCGUGCAGCAGCCUGGACGAUGAUCACGAGGCACGCGAGCUGACGGUCGCCGUCGAUUGUCAUCGCUGCAUGGCCGAACAGCAGCCGAACAGCCGUCGCAACAGCCUGAAGAGCUUUUGCUCGUGCCACACGAACAGCUGCUGCUGCGGCCAGUGCAGCGACGGCGACGAGGAGCACUAUGCCGGCGAUGAGGAUGAGGACGACGACGACGAGACGACGGGACAGCGCGAAUCCUUUUGCACAGCCGCCGAUCACACGAUCCUGAGCACGCCCACCCAGGAGGAUGGCCACAGCAGCACCCUGACGCCGCUCAGCACACAGGAGCACACGAUGCGCAGUGAUCUGGCCGACAAUGAUGCGGAUGCCAUUACCGAUGCGGAUGCCUCGUCGCUCAGUCAAUCAGCCGAAUACUUUUCGCUAUCCUCAGCCGUGGGCGGGGCACAGCCAGCAGCCGCAGUCGGCAAAGUGGAGACGCCGCACUGCAGCAGCAGCGGCAGUGGCAGCGCCAGCAGCAGGAACAACAGCAGCAAACAUUGGAGCAAGCAUAUAAGACUCAAGCGCAGCUCGUCGCCGCUGGACACGAACUUAUGACGAAGCGUUUCGCUGGUCGCCUGGCCAGCCAUCGAUGUCAAUGCGCUGCUGCAGCAGACCAUACGCAAGUCCGCCGUGCUGCAGGAGACGCCAGUGAAGCGGCGCACACCGCUCACAUCGCCACAGCUGCCACGUCCAGCCGUUGCCGUCGCCGUCGCUGCUUCGGGCAGCAAUGACAGCUCCACGGCCACAUUAACGCCAGCGCCAAGCGUCAUCAGUGCAGUGACCACCAAGCAAACUGUGGCGGUGACCACACGCAACGGCAUUACCAACACGACCACAUUGCCAGCAUUGCAGGCGAAACGCGGUGGCAAGUUCUCGCCGGUGGCUGGUGAGGCCUACAGCUGUGAUCCGCUGCAGCGCCGCUCCACGGAGAUCAUACUCUAAGUGGCCUACACAAUGAUACCUCUGCUUGGCUGUGUCUACAACAGAGCUCUAUUGUCCAAGCGCUUCUUGGAAUUUCAUGUGCAAACACAUUUCGUGCAACAUUUUUUCUACACUCAAACAAAACACAAUUAGCUGUUCAUAAAGUUGUUAUUCGGGGGUCAUUCUCAACCCAAUCCAAUGUACAUUAUUUAUAUAUAUUAUAUUUUUUUUAUUUGUGAGCCACUAGCUAAUUAGCUAUAUAUCUAUAUAUAUAUAUACCUUUUGUAUAUGUGUAAUUAUAUUUUCUUUUAGUUAGACUGCGUGAAUUUAAUAGUCGUCGCCGGCUCGCAGAGUCCGCUGCCCAGCGCCAAUUUGCCAACGGGCCUAAUUAUAGUAACUAGCUAAAGAGAAACACACACAGACAGACAUAUCCAUUCGAAACCUAACCAUUUACUGUUCGCCAAUUUGGCAGUGGGGAGUGCGGCUCUGAGCGGCGACCAGAACCUUGUUUCAAUCGUUUCGUACAAUUUGUUAGUCAAUUCCUCUUAGUCGCGUAAGUUAAAUGCAUGCAUAAAUAAUGUAAAAAAUAUCUAAAUAAUAAUAGCAAGCAGAAGAGAAGGAAAUAUUAACGUUAAUCUCGAUAUAAUUGCAAGUAACAAAAAAUACAUUUUGUAAAUUUUAUGAUUUUUCUAGCAGAAUUUAUUAGCUAAGGCA